Messenger RNA from Closterium sp. NIES-65, 2526 nucleotides. The record is from the annotation of a GenBank genome assembly. Lineage: Eukaryota; Viridiplantae; Streptophyta; Zygnematophyceae; Desmidiales; Closteriaceae.
AUGCGCUAUUGCCCGCACGCCAUCCGCACGCUCGACUGGGAGCUCCUCGCCAAGGCGCACAACGACCCGUUGCUGUGUGGUAACCAGUCCGUCGUUACAUGGUGCGCCGUGGAGCAGCAGCGGCGGAGGGCGCAGGGGGCAGGGGCGGGCGGGGGGGGUGAGUGGGUGCUGGGGGCGGAUGAGUGGGGGAGAGUGGCGCUGGUGGCGGAAGGUUGGGGGGUGGAGAAGGGGGAAGGACAGAUAGGAAGCAGCAUAAAGGGGAGCGAUGCUGGGGUUGGUGAGGCGGGAAAGGGGGGACAGCAGGCGCAUCAGCAGCAUGAGGGGCAGGUGGAUGGGAAAGGGCAGAGAACGCGAGCGCAGUUACACCACGUGCAUCACAGCACUCGCCCCGGCAGAAGGAGGCCCCGCAGGCUGCUGCUGCCUGUGCGCCUGCUCUCCCCCUCCUCCUCACUGCACCGCACUGCACCGCUCGCCCACAUCCCCUUCGCGUCUGCCACGUCAGCAGCCAUCGCAGCUGCCACGUUGGCGUAUCGUCCGUCCUCCCCUCCUUCCUCCCCCAACUAUCUAUCUACUUCCCCUGCUCUCUUCUUCCCCUCUCCCCGCCCCUCUGCUUCCGCCCACUCCGCCCCUCCGUUCCCCGCCUCGCCCCCCCACCGCCCCUCCUCUCCGCCCGUCCCUUCCCCGUCCCCCUUCCCCCGGUCGCUAUCCCCCUCCGCAUCACCAGCGCCAGCGCCAGCAGCGGCGGCGACAGCAGGGGCUGCAUGCGCAGCACAUGGCGCCCCUCCCCCCCUCCUCCUCGCGGACUCCCCUUCUUCCCCCCGCCCUCCCUCCCCCCCGCACGCCACUUGCCAAGGGGACGCGGGGGUGGGAGUAGGGGGAGAAGCAGCGCGCACAGAAGGGGGCGGACGUGCGGAGGCGGUGUUAGAGGGAGACGCGGUGGAUCUGGAGUUGCUGCGCGCGCUCAUGGGGGGAGACGCGGGGGAAGGGGGGGAUGGGGCGGACGAGAGUCACGAGGGGGUUUGGGACAAGUUGGGAGAGAGAGGUUGGGGUGUUGACAUGCUGUUGCAGUUGGAGCAAGAAGGUGGGGAGUGGGAGGAUGGGGAGGUGGAGGAUGGGCGAGAGCGAGUGGUGGUGGCAGAGGGGGGUGCAGAGGAGGGGAGUGAAGGGGAGGGCGAGUUGUGGCAGCAGUUGGCGGCGCUUAUGGGGGGCGCUGGCGAGAAGCGGGGCUUGGCAGUGGAAUCGGAUGAGCUGGAUGCGGUGCAGAGCGGCAUGGAGGGGCAGCAUGCAGCGGAGGCAGAGGGGCAGGAGGAGCAGGAGGGGCAGGAGGGGGUUGGUGGCGGGCUGUCAUACAGGGAGAUGGCGCAGUGGCUGCUGCAGCACAGCACGGACGUGAUCUGGGAUGGCCAAGGGGAGGGUGAGUGCAAGGAGGAGGGCGAAGGGGAGGGGGGUGAUGAGGUAGGUGCAAGGCAGGAGGUCGGGGAGGAAGAGGCGCCAGGGGAGGCAUCAGCAGAGGCAGAGGCGGUGGAGGGUGCUCAAGGCAAGGCGAGUGGUUGGGGAGGAGCCGUACUGCUGGAGCAGCCUGUGCCUGAUGCUGAGCUGGCAGGUGCUGCUGAGCUCGAAGGUGUUGCUGAGGUGGCAGAUGCUGCUGAGCUGGCAGGUGUUGCUGAGGCGGAAUCUGGGAGCAGCAGCAGGGGCGGCAGUGGAAGGAAGGGGCGGAUGAGCAGUGUGGUGUGGGAGGUGGUGGGCGCGUGGGACCGCCUGCUGUGGGACGAUGAGCAUCACACGCACACGCACACGGCUGUCACACCAAGUGGUGCUGCUGCGGCAGAGACCUGUGGCGCACCGGGCAAUGCUGCUGCACUGGAGUUGGGCGCUCAGAACGAUCCGGCCGCAUGGGAGGGAGAGGCGGAGGGAGGGAUGGGGGACAGGACGAGGGGUGCAAGGAGAGGUGCAGAGGAGGAGGGCGGAGAAGAGGCAGCGGUGCUGCAGCUGUGCUCGCUGUGGGCGCACCUCCACACGGACCUGCGAGAGCGAUCCCGCACCUUCCACCGCCUCUCCCUCUCCCUCUCCCUCUCCCCCGCCGGUGCCGCCGGGCCUGCCGCUGCUGCCGCUGCGAACCACUCUCUCACCAGCAGCACCGCUCUGCACCGCACGCACAGCUGCAUGGAUGCGUGGUCGCCAGAAGCAGUAUUGGUAGAGGUGGAGAGGUUGCAGAGACAGUGUGAGGCCGCGGAGAGGAGAGGCAGAGGGGGGAGGGGGGACGGGUGUGGGGAGACACUGGGGGUGAUGCUGGAUGGGGAGGUGCAGCUGGAGGAAGCUGCCAGGAAGGAGCAUGAGCAGCGGGCGGCAGUGAUGCGGGCGGUGCGGGCGGCGAUGGGGCGGGGGGAGAGGCUGAGGCUGUACGACCAAUGGGGGGUUGACAGGUGGCAGCAGAGCCGGCUGCACACGAUAGUGUUUCAGCGGCUGUGGAACGAACCCAUGCGGUGUGCGGAGAGUGCAGCUCUGGUCGCCAAGUUCCUGCCCUGA